Molecule: messenger RNA, 1168 nt
Organism: Medioppia subpectinata
Lineage: Eukaryota; Metazoa; Arthropoda; Arachnida; Sarcoptiformes; Oppiidae
Source: the annotation of a GenBank genome assembly
GUUUUACUGUUUAUGAAAAUAGUGGUGACUUUUAAAUCAUUUAUUUGAAGCAUUGAUUGAAAUUUGUUUAAUUGAUUGCUUAUAAUUGUCUCAAACAAUGGCUCAAGUAUUCAAAUGCGGAUCAAUUGCUAACAUUAUAAACGCCAAUAAGAGUGAAGACAAGACUCUUAAGGCAUCGAAGGAUAAGAAGAAAAAGAAGUCAAUGAAAAAAUUCAAUGAAAUAAUUGAAGAAAAUAACAAUAAAUUGAUUGAAAUCAACAAAAUUGAAGCAAAAGAUGAAGAAUCGGUCGAAUCUGAGGACGAAUUUGAGACCAAAAGUGGAGAAACAAAGAAACAAAAGGUUUUGAGAGAAAGGGAUGAAAGAAAUGAAGAGAAGAACGAGAGGACAGUAUUUGUGGGAAAUUUGCCCCAAAAUAUCACAAUUAAAUAUUUGAAGAAAUUGUUCAAAAGUUGUGGCGAAAUACAGAGCAUUCGUCUUCGAGGAGCGGUUCCUGAAGAACAGAAAAUGUCUAAAAAAGUUGCGGUCAUUACCAAAAGUUUCAACUCAUCAAAGGAUAACAUUAACGCAUAUGUUGUCUACAAAUCAACGGACGAUAUGUUGAAAGCCAUUAAAUUGAAUGGCACUGAAAUAGACGGACAUCACAUCCGAGUGGACAAAGCUGUGAAAGAUGUGUCUCACGACAGUUCGCGGUCUAUAUUUGUGGGAAAUCUUCCGUUUAUUGUCAAAGAAGAGGAAUUGUAUCAACUUUUUGGAGAGUUUGGAGAUAUAGAAGCGGUUCGAGUGAUAAGGGAUUCCAAGACUGGAGUCGGAAAAGGUUUUGGUUUUAUAUCAUUUAAAUCAAAAGAUAGCGUUAUUUUGGCGCUCGAGAAGAAUGAGUUCAAAUUGAAUGGAAGAGAGCUUCGAGUCAUUAGAGCUAAGAAUGAAUCGUCGAAUAAAAAUAAACCGAAGAAAGAAAGACUUAAACGUAAGUCAAAUGAAGACAAUUCAGAAGAAACGGUUCCGCAAAAGGAAAGACAAUUCAAGAAGAAUAAGAAAUUGAAUUCGAAACCAGAAUUUGAAGGAAUUGUCGCUAAAAAAGCGAAACAAAAGAUAAAGAAGAAGAAAGAAAUGAAAUCAAUUGAUAUCAAAAGGAAACAAAAGAAAUUGUCGCAAAUUUUUUCCAAAUAG